CAGCCCGCUCCCUCCCAUGGUGUCUCCAGAACCCCCAGCCUCGUGAGCUGAAGAAAAGCCGGCCUUGAAGGAGGUGGAUGAGCGGGCAGAAGCUGGAGCUGUGAGGCGGGAUGGAGCCCUCGGCCCCCAGGAAAGCUGGCUCUGAGCAGGAGGAUGGCUUUGGGGUGCAGCCCAGGAGGGUGGCCGAUCUGGCCAUGGUGCCCAACCUCCGGCGGAGCAACAGCAGCUUGUGCAAGAGCAGGAGGCUGCAGUGCCCCUUCAGCAGCAGUGAGAAGCAAGAACAUCUGAGUGCGUGGAUCCCUGAGAACAUCAAGAAGAAAGAGUGCGUAUAUUUUGUGGAAAGUUCCAAGCUCUCUGAUGCUGGGAAGGUGGUGUGCGAGUGUGGCUACACCCGUGAGCAGCACCUGGAGGAGGCCACCAAGCCCCACGCCUUCCAGGGCAAGGAGUGGGACCCGAAGAAGCAUGUGCAGGAGAUGCCGACUGACGCCUUUGGCGACAUCGUCUUUGCGGGCCUGGGCCAGAAAGUGGGGAAGUACGUCCGAGUGUCCCAGGACACGCCCUCCAGCAUGAUCUACCACCUCAUGACUCAGCACUGGGGCCUGGAUGUCCCCAACCUCCUCAUCUCGGUGACUGGCGGGGCCAAGAACUUCAACAUGAAGCUGAGGCUCAAGAGCAUCUUCCGGAGAGGCCUCGUCAAGGUGGCCCAGACCACAGGGGCCUGGAUCAUCACCGGGGGCUCCCACGCCGGUGUGAUGAAGCAGGUGGGCGAGGCAGUGCGUGACUUCAGCCUGAGCAGCAGCUACAAGGACGGAGAGGUCAUCACCAUCGGCGUGGCCACCUGGGGCACCAUCCACAACCGGGAGGGGCUGGUCCACCCCACGGGUGGCUUCCCUGCCGAGUACGUCCUGGAUGAGGAAGGCCAAGGGAAGCUGACCUGCCUGGACGGCAACCACUCGCACUUCAUCCUGGUGGACGACGGCACGCACGGCCAGUAUGGGGUGGAGAUUCCCCUGCGGACUCAGCUGGAGAAGUUCAUAUCCGAGCAGACCAAGGAGCGAGGCGGCGUGGCCAUCAAGAUCCCCAUCGUCUGCGUGGUGCUGGAGGGCGGCCCGGGCACGCUGCAGACCAUCUACAACGCCAUCACCCACGGCACACCCUGCGUCAUCGUGGAGGGCUCGGGCCGCGUGGCUGACGUCAUUGCGCAGGUGGCCAGCCUGCCGGUGUCCGACAUCACCAUCGGCCUGAUCCAGCAGAAGCUCAGCGAACUCUUCCAGGAGCUGUUUGAGACCUUCACGGAGGGCAGGAUUGUGGAGUGGACCAAAAAGAUCCAAGACAUUGUCCGGAAGCGGCAGCUGCUGACCAUCUUCCGGGAAGGCAAGGACGGUCAGCAGGAUGUGGAUGUGGCCAUCCUGCAGGCCUUGCUGAAAGCCUCACGGAGCCAAGACCACUUUGGCCACAAGAACUGGGACCAUCAGCUGAAGCUGGCGGUGGCAUGGAAUCGCGUGGACAUUGCCCGCAGUGAGAUCUUUACCGACGAGCGGCAGUGGAAGCCCUCAGAUCUGCACCCCACGAUGACGGCCGCACUCAUCUCCAACAAGCCAGAGUUUGUGAAGCUCUUCCUGGAGAACGGGGUCCAGCUGAAGGAGCUCGUCACCUGGGACACGCUCCUCUACCUGUACGAGAACCUGGAGCCCUCCUGCCUCUUCCACAGCAAGCUGCAGAAGGUGCUGGCCGAGGAGCCCAUGGCCGGCGUGCCUGCCACGCCCCGCCUGCAGAUGUACCACGUGGCCCAGGUGCUGCGCGAGCUCCUGGGGGACUCCACGCAGCCGCUGUACCCCCGGCCCCGGCACAGUGACCGGCCGCGGCUCUCGCUGCCCGUGCCCCACAUCAAACUCAACGUGCAGGGAGUGAACCUUCGGUCCCUCUACAAACGUUCCUCAGGCCACAUCACCUUCACCAUGGACCCGGUUCGAGACCUUCUCAUUUGGGCCAUUGUCCAGAACCGUCGGGAGCUGGCGGGCAUCAUCUGGGCUCAGAGCCAGGACUGCAUCGCAGCCGCCCUGGCCUGCAGCAAGAUCCUGAAGGAGCUGUCCAAGGAGGAGGAGGACACGGACAGCUCGGAGGAGAUGCUGGCACUGGCGGAUGAGUACGAGCUCAGAGCCAUCGGGGUCUUCACCGAGUGCUACCGGAAGGACGAGGAGCGGGCUCAGAAGCUGCUCAUCCGCGUGUCGGAGGCCUGGGGGAGGACAACCUGCCUGCAGCUGGCGCUGGAGGCCAAGGACAUGAAGUUUGUGUCUCACGGGGGCAUCCAGGCCUUCCUGACCAAAGUGUGGUGGGGCCAGCUGUGCGUGGACAACGGGCUGUGGCGGGUCAUCCUGUGUAUGCUGGCCUUCCCGCUGCUCCUCACGGGCCUCAUCUCCUUCAGGGACAAGCGGCUGCAGUCCCUGGGCAGCCCCGCCCGAGCCCGUGCCUUCUUCAGCGCGCCCGUGGUCGUCUUCCACCUGAACAUCCUGUCCUACUUCGCCUUUCUCUGCCUUUUCGCCUACGUGCUCAUGGUGGACUUCCAGCCCACGCCGUCCUGGAGCGAGUGCCUCAUCUACCUCUGGCUCUUCUCCCUGGUGUGCGAGGAGAUGCGGCAGCUCUUCUACGACCCCGACGAGUGCGGGCUGAUGAAGGUGGCGUCCCUGUACUUCAGUGACUUCUGGAACAAGCUGGACGUGGGGGCCAUCCUGCUGUUCAUCGUGGGGCUGACCUGCCGGCUCAUCCCGGCAACACUGUACCCCGGCCGGGUCAUCCUCUCCCUGGACUUCAUCAUGUUCUGCCUCCGCCUGAUGCACAUUUUUACCAUCAGCAAGACUCUGGGGCCCAAGAUAAUCAUCGUGAAGCGGAUGAUGAAGGACGUCUUCUUCUUCCUCUUCCUCCUGGCGGUGUGGGUGGUGUCCUUCGGAGUGGCCAAGCAGGCCAUCCUCAUCCACAAUGAGAGCCGUGUGGACUGGAUCUUCCGCGGGGUUGUCUACCACUCCUACCUCACCAUCUUCGGGCAGAUCCCGGCCUACAUCGAUGGCGUGAAUUUCGACCUGGAGCACUGCAGCCCCAAUGGUACCGACCCCUACAAGCCCAAGUGCCCCGAGAGUGACGUCAUGCAGAAGCCCGCCUUCCCCGAGUGGCUCACGGUCAUCCUGCUCUGCCUCUAUCUGCUCUUCACCAACAUCCUGCUGCUCAACCUCCUCAUCGCCAUGUUCAACUACACAUUCCAGCAGGUGCAGGAGCACACGGACCAGAUCUGGAAGUUCCAGCGCCAUGACCUGAUCGAGGAGUACCAUGGCCGGCCGCCGGCGCCGCCCCCGCUCAUCCUGCUCAGCCACCUGCAGCUGCUGGUCAAGAGGGUGGUCCUGAAGAUCCCCGCCAAGAGGCACAGGCAGCUCAAGAACAAGCUGGAGAAGAACGAGGAGGCGGCCCUGCUGUCCUGGGAGAUCUACCUGAAGGAGAACUACCUGCAUAACCAGCAGCACCAGCACCACCAGCGGCCGGAGCAGAGGAUCCAGGACAUCAGUGAGAAAGUGGACAGCAUGGUGGACCUGCUGGACAUGGACCGUCUGAAGAGGUCAGGCCCCACGGAGCAGAGGCUGGCAUCCCUGGAGGAGCAGGUGGCCCAGGUGGCCAGGUCUUUGCACUGGAUCGUGAGGACGCUGAAGGACAGUGGUUUGGGCUCUGCAGCAGGCGCGCCUGCGUUGGCACCCCCAAAGGCCCCUGACGAGCCGGAUGCCGAGUUAGCUGGCAGGAAGAAGGAGGAAGAGCCAGGCGAUGGCUACCACGUGAAUGCCCGGCACCUGCUGUACCCCCGCUCCCCCGUCACCCGCUUCCCCGUGCCCAAUGAGAAGGUGCCGUGGGAGACAGAGUUCCUGAUCUACGAGCCUCCUUUCUACACGGCAGAGAGGAAGGACGAAGCCCUUGUAGACCCCAUGGGAGAGGCCCUUGAGCCUCUGGCUAAGAUCCAGUACAACGCCCUAGAUGGACCAGUGGACCGGCGCAGCUUCCACGGGGCCUACAUGGUCCAGGACGGGCUCCCACUGAACCCCAUGGGCCGCACAGGGCUCCGUGGACGCGGGAGCCUCAGUUGCUUUGGACCCAACCACAUGCUGCAUCCUGUGGUCACCCGGUGGAGGAGGAAUCAGGACGGCGCCAUCUGCAGGAAAAGCAUAAAAAAGAUGCUGGAGGUGCUGGUGGUGAAGCGGCCCCUCUCGGAGCUCUGGGCCUUGCCGGGGGGCUCCCUGGAGCCAGGGGAGUUGCUGCCAAGGAAGCUGAAGCAGGUCCUGCUUCCAGAGGCCUGGCGGGAAGUGGAGGGCCUGCUGCAGCAGGGCUCUGAGGUGUACAAAGGGUAUGUAGACGACCCACGGAACACCGACAAUGCGUGGAUCGAGACGGUGGCUAUCAGCGUCCACUUCCCAGACCAGAACGACGUGGAGCUGAAGAGGCUGAACUCUCACCUGCACACCUGCGACCCAGGUGUGUCCAUCCGGUGGCAGGUGGUGGACAAGCGCAUCCCACUGUAUGAGAACCACAAGACCAUCCUGCAGAAGACGGCCACUCUGUUCGGCGCCCACUACUGACUGUGCCCUGGAGCACACACCUAUUGCCCGAGGUGUGUGCUGCCCUGGGCCUGUUGUGCUGUGGCUUGGGGACCUGCUACCCUGAGACGACCUGUGUUGGCUGGUGCUGCUGGCAUCAGGGAAGGAGCCGGGCUCCUGCACAGCCUUGCCCUGGGCUGCAGUCUUCCCCUCCUCAGACCCGAGGUCACAAGCAGGGUGUCCACCCUGGAGCUUUCUAGAGAGCUGGGGGCCCUGUGGGGUCCCCCUGCCUGAGCCUUCGAGGACUUGGGGAGUGGUGCCUGAUGUGCCCCCCAGGUGCUGGGGCCUGAUGUGGACCCUGGCUUGGCCGGGGUGGGGACACCUCCGGAGACCUGGCUCACUGCCCUGCUGCCAGGCCUCAAAAGCACAGAGAGGCCGGCCCUGCCAGGAAGGGCAGGUGGGUGGGGUGGGGGACAGCAGGGGCCCCUGAUCUGGAUGCGGUGACUCACAGAAGCAGAAACCAUGAGAGCUGGGAGACAGGAAUGAUGUAAAGCCGAGAUGUUAAAUCUCAUUAAUCUCAGGCUGGGCUGGCCGGCCCUGCAGCACUGUCCACAAAUAAAGUUCUGGGGCGGGGCUACCAGGCCGCUGUGGGUGA
This is a messenger RNA of Chinchilla lanigera (long-tailed chinchilla), 5223 nucleotides long. It is a transcript of the gene Trpm2, whose product is annotated as transient receptor potential cation channel, subfamily M, member 2. The record is from RefSeq and is a predicted model, not a curated record. Gene Ontology annotation, molecular function: ligand-gated calcium channel activity. Gene Ontology annotation, cellular component: membrane. Lineage: Eukaryota; Metazoa; Chordata; Mammalia; Rodentia; Chinchillidae. Gene Ontology annotation, biological process: calcium ion transmembrane transport.